AUGGCCACUGAACUAUAUCGGGAGGCCAUACACGUGCCGUUUAUGGCCAAAUUCGUGGUGUUCGCUAAACGAACGGACACAAACGAAGCUCGAAUACGGUUGUUCUGCAUGACGGACGACAGGGAAGACAAGACCUUGGAACACAAAGAACAUUUCACCGAAGUUUCGAACAGUAGAGAUGUCGAGGUUCUGGAAGGCAAGCCCGUGUACGUCGAAUUCGCAGGAAACCUCGUUCCAGUCACCAAGUCCGGCGAACAGCUCAGACUGGUGGUGCGGGCGUUCAAAGAAAACAGAUUACCAUUCACCAUGCGGGUGAAAGACCCCAGUGCCGAACCACGUUCGUGGACCAUCAUAAUGAAAGAACCAAAAGUUUCUAAAAACGAGCCAGCACAAACGCCAGUUUGCGUUUUGCAAUUCGGACUGCCCGAAAACAUUGUACAUGACACAGACGUUAAUGCCGACGAGCAUUACAAUAAUUACACGUACACCCGCGAUUCGAACACCGAGUCACACAAACGUGCCGAACUGAGGAUAACCGAUAUUAGUAAUUUCGUGUCUGAUGAUUGGAUUAACCUGGCCCACGAAUUGGGUUUCCAAUCGUCAGAUAUAGCUCAAAUUCAGAGAGAAUACCCAGAUAGUAGCGGUCAACAGUGUAUGAGUAUGCUGAACUUGUGGAUGAACGAAAUAUCUGGUCAAGAUUCAGUCAUAGCUUUAGAAAGAGCUUUAAACAAUAUAGGUAGAGUUGAUGUAGUGGAGAAGUGUAAUUUUGCGGAGAUCGGGCACUAUCCUUCGCAAAACGGCAUUUACGCCGAACCAGAAACACAUCAAAGCUAUCAAUCUCCGAACAACAAAUACGCCGCCGAAGAGAAGGCUGUGAUCGAAGAUGAGAUCGUCAAAACCGUGACCGAGAGACGUAUGGAAAUCGAACAACGGUUGAACGGCGAACCGGUGGUCAUCGACAAGAAAUAUGAACCGUUUACCAGGGCAGACGACGCGGUCCAGAUGGCAUUAAAACCCGCGGACGUGCCCGCCGGCGAACCGAUCGAACCCACCGAGGUGUCGUUCGAACACAAACGCAUGUCAUUCGAGAGGGGCGUGUCGAUCGAACAGGUGCUCCACGAAGAUAUCCCGGUCAAAGACAAAUCGGUCAUGUUGGAAGAUAAAAAGAUGCCGUCGAUCGACGAAAAACCUAUCGACGCGGAAGUAGACGUGGACGCAACGAGCCUGACGUUUCACGAAAAGAGAUUGUCGUUCGAGCAAGGCAUACCCGUCAAGGAAAUCAUACAGAAAAAGACGGAAGAUAUUAUCACCGUACCUGCAGGACAUGGAAAAGAUUCGACGACGAUAAUUGAAACCGAAAAGUCGGUCACAAAGAGGGAUACGACGUCGGCAGAAGAUGCAAAACUUUCUGAUACAAAAUCAGAUAUAAGGCCUAGCAUUGAAUUGACCAAGGACACAAAUGAGCAAAUAAGACGUGAUUCUAUAUUGUUUGAAGAAGUUUCUCAAGGUUUGGUGAAAUUAGAUUCGACUGGACCAAAAGUAGAAGACAAAACUGAACUACUAUCGCCUCAGUCAUCUAGAACUCCUCCACCUAGCCCUGCGGAGUUCAAAGACAUAGAGCAACAAAAUGAAUCUAAACAACGCCAGUCAGAAACCGUACCCGAAAAAGAACCGCAAACAGCAUUAUGGUCACAGGACAAUGAUGACUUGUUGGACACUCAUGGUUUUGGUGAACAUCUCAACGGCAUUGAAACGCCAAAUUUAUCGAAGCCGAAAAAUCAUAAAUCGUUGGCGGACAUUGAUGAGGAAUUUGAGGAACGGUCGGUUGUAUUGCACCCUUUUUUUGAUCAACCAAAAAGAGACAUUUUCGAACAAGUUCAAUUUAUAAAACAUCACGAUGACUCACCUGCAUUUGAUAGCCCGUUAACGGAUAAAAGUGUAUCUCAUCAUGAUACUGGAAUUAGUCUGACUAGGGAAUAUUCUGAUACUUUAACUAGUUCAGGACUAAAAACAAAACCUAAACAUACAGAUACAGCUUUUGAUGAAGAAGCAGAGCUGACUGAUAAUGGAUUAAGUCCAAUUCAGCCUGAUGAAGUCGGACUUUCUACAAAUGAAAUAAAAGAAAUAAAGAAGAAAAUUGGAAUGUAUGACGCCGGAAAUAGCCCAAUAAUAUUUAUGGAAUCUAUAGCAUUAUCUCCUUUCGGGACAGUGACAAGUGAUGUUGCUACUAUAACUGAUAAUGUGAAAAAAAUUGAUGUAGCCAACAGUCCAAUCGAAUCAAACAAAGUUCAAAAAAAUAUGGACACAACAGUAGACGUAAAAAAAAUGAUAAUGCAACUGGAGAAAUCUGGAGCAGGAACGGAAAACGUGACGUCCCAACAAUCACCGAAAAGAAAACCAUCAGUAAAACCGUUUAUAUCGGGAAUAGUACUUCCAGAGGAACAUAAAACUAUACAUGUUGAUAUCGAAAAAAAACAUAAGCAAUAUGAUACAAAUACAAUGAAUAUACAAUCAAAACUAGAUGAAGUAAUUAAAACAGAAAAAUGCGUAUUGGAUCAUUUAGAAAAGGUUGUAGAUAUGUCGUCGAAUAAUAAUUCAGAGCUAGAAAAAAAAUAUAUAAUAGCUGAGAAAGCUGAUGAAAAUUUAAAAAAAGUAGACACGACAGAUAGAUUACAACAAUCACCUAAGAAAUGUACUGAAGAUAAAAUUGAAAAAAAAUAUAUAGACACGGGGUAUAGAAAAGAAGAAAGUAUUAUGGAACCAAUAAAAGUCACAGGUAUUUCUAAGGAAUUGAAAAAAUUAAUAGAUGAAGAUGAGAUAGAACAAGAAAGAAUGUAUAGAGUAUUACUGAAUGAAACUAAUACAAACGAUGAUAAAUAUAGCAACAAAACGCCUGUAGUGGAAGAAAUUAUAACUCCUAAACGUGUAAAACCAAUUACCAAAAAAGAUGAUGACACAGAAGAUGAAGAAGACGAAUCAGAUAUUUUUGUAAAAUUUACUCGGGAGCAUUUAAAAAAGGCUUUAGACCUAUCGCAAACUAACGUUGGAAAAGAAGAUAAUGAUAGUAAAGAUGAUCCAAAAGAUAUAGAUUUUGAUAUUGUAGAUGACGAAGAAAAUGAAACAAACAACGCUAAAAAAGAUAAAUCAUUAUCUUUUAUCCCUAAAACAAUAGAAAAAGGAUUAAAAGAUAUAACGAUGACACUAACAAGUAUUGUAAAAAAAAUGGAUGUAAAUGAUAUGUCAGGAAAGAAAAAUGAGAAUGAAGGAGGUGAUAGAGCAAUUGACAUAAUAAAUCAAGGUCCAAAGCAAGGAAGUGGAGAAACAGAGGAGUCAUUCAUAAAGAACAAUAUUAAAAAUGAGAGUAUAGAACAAUGUAAGUAUAAUAAAGAAAAAGACACUAAAAAGGACAUAGAGGAUAGUUUUGAAAAGGGUACAAACAUUAAAGAACAAUUUAAGAUAGACACAGAUACAAAUCAAAAUAAUAGACCUGUAACUUCGACUAAUAACGUGGAAAAACAAAUACAUACAAACAUACUAACAACUGAUAAAACAAACGUAGAUAAAACUAAUAAUAGUACAAUUAUAGAUAUUAAACAAACUGUAGCAACUUCUUCAACAGAAAUUAAAACACUACCAACCAAAGUAAAUUCAAUAAUAACGAAUUUAACAAUAAAAUCAGAAGUAAAACCAAUUAUAACAGAAAACCAGAAAACGAUUUUACAAAAAGAUGAUUCAAAUAAAAUAAAUAUAACUACCACUUCCUACGAAUCGUACGAAAAAACUGAGAGACAUACAAAAACAUUCAUACUAAAAACAAAUAAAGAACAUAAGGAGAUAAAAACCACAGAUAUUUAUUGCACAACGCAUACAGAGGAUAAACUAAUGAAAGAUGAAACAAUCCAAUUUGAAAACUUGAAAAAAAAAGAUAGAGAAGAAAGCAUUAAACAGCAAAAGAAACAUUUUGAGAAUAAAGCAGAAAAAUUAAUAAAACAAAAAAAUGAACUUCAUUCAGAGACGACAGAACUGAAAAAUGAAAAGGUAAAAGAACAAUUAACAGUGGAAAAUGACAAAGCUAAACAAUACAUCGAAGGUAUGGAAACCGAUAAAAUACAUUUUGAUGAGUUUUAUAAAUGGGUAGAUAAAUUAGUAGAAGAGAAAAAUGACAACAUAACAAAAAACCAAAAUGAGAACGAAAAGAAACUAAAUCACUUUAAAACAAUUAGGACAGCAUCCAUCGAUAAGGAACAUAUAGAAGAUGAAUCGAGCACAGUUAAAGAAUUUAUAUCCAAACAAGUAACAUCUAAAUACUCAAAUGAACAUGAAAAUGAAAUAUUAAAAAAUAGCAAACCUCAAACACAACAAACAACAACUGAAACUGCUAUGAUAUUAAAAACAAAAAAUAAAGUAAUAUUUGAAAACCAAAAAACCGACAACGAAACACAAAAAAAUAGUGAAAAAUCAAACUUAACUGAUAUUAAAGAGAAAUUACAACAAUUUAUUAUUUCGGAAAAAGAAAACACUGAAAUUGAACACGAAAUAGAUACUGACGGACCAACAAGUAAUAAAACUAGUUUUAAAUAUGACUCUGAAAAAUCAACUACAUCAGAUAAAAGUAAUAAAGAUUUACUUACUUUCAUAAAGGACGCAUCUAAAAUGGAUAAAAUAUUAACUGAAAAAACUGAUUCCAUCAUUAGUGACACUAAAGAUGAUACUAAAAAACUAAUAACGACACAAAUUGAAAGCAAAGAAACCACCACACAUGAAACAAUAACAGAAAAACGUACAGGGGAGAAAACUGAUCUAAUUAAGUCUGACUCAGUAGAAUCAAUAAAAUCCGAUAAAAGUGAAAAAGAUACUGAAAAACCUACUAGUUAUAAAACGAUUAUACCUAAAUCAGUUUCAAAAGAAUCUAUAAAAUCCGAUAAAAAUGAUACUAAAAAAUUAAUUACGACUAAAAUUGAAAGCAAAGAAACCACCACACAUGAAACAAUAACAGAAAAACAUACAGGGGAGAAAACUGAUGUAAUAAAAACUGAAAAAGAUACAGAUAAACCAGCGAUUGAUAAGACGAGCUUAACUAAAUCUGAUUCUUUGGAAUCUGUGAAAUCUGAUAAAAGCGAUAAAGGUUUAUCCGCUGUUAUAAAGGAUGGAAUAACAUUAGAUAAAAUAAUAACUGACAAACAUGACUCCAUCGUUAGUGAUACUAAAAAACUAAUAACGACACAAAUUGAAAGCAAGGAAACCACCACACAUGAAACAAUAACAGAAAAACAUACAGGGGAGAAAACUGAUCUAAUUAAAUCUGACUCAGUAGAAUCAAUAAAAUCCGAUAAUAGUGAAAAAGAUACUGACAAACCUACUAGUGAUAAAACGAUUAUACCUAAAUCAGGAUCAAAAGAAUCUAUAAAGUCCGAUAAUAGUGAAAAAGAUACUGAAAAACCUACUAGUGAUAAAACGAUUAUACCUAAAUCAGUUUCAAAAGAAUCUAUAAAAUCCGAUAAAAAUGAUACUAAAAAAUUAAUUACGACUAAAAUUGAAAGCAAAGAAACCACCACACAUGAAACAAUAACAGAAAAACAUAUCGGAGAAAAAACUGAUGUAAUAAAAACUGAAAAAGAUUCAGAUAAACCAACGAGUGAUAAGACGAGCUUAACUAAAUCUGUGAAAUCCGAUAAAAGCGAUAAAGGUUUAUCCGCUGUUAUAAAGGAUGGAACAACAUUAGAUAAAAUAAUAACUGACAAAUCUGACUCCAUCAUUAGUGACACAAAAGAUGAUACUAAAAAAUUAAUUACGACACAAAUUGACAGUAAGCAAACCAUCAAACAUGAAUCGAUAACAGAAAAACAUAUCGGAGAAAAAACUGAUGUAAUAAAAACUGAAAAAGAUUCAGAUAAACCAACGAGCGAUAAGACAAGCUUAACUAAAUCUGAUUCUUUGGAAUCUGUGAAAUCUGAUAAAAACGAUAAAGAUUUAUCCACUGUUACAAAGGAUGGAACAACAUUAGAUAAAAUAAUAACUGACAAACAUAACUCCAUCGUUAGUGAUACUAAAAAACUAAUAACGACUAAAAUUGAAAGCAAAGAAACCACCACACAUGAAACAAUAACAGAAAAACAUACAGCGGAGAAAACUGAUCUAAUUAAAUCUGACUCAGUAAAAUUAAUAAAAUCCGAAAAACAUAUCGGGGAAAAAACUGAUGUAAUAAAAACUGAAAAAGAUAUAGAUAAACCAACGAUUGAUAAGACAAGCUUAACUAAAUCUGAUUCUUUGGAAUCUGUGAAAUCUGAUAAAAGCGAUAAAGAUUUAUCCACUGUUAUAAAGGAUGGAACAACAUUAGAUAAAAUAAUAACUGACAAACAUGACUCCAUCGUUAGUGAUACUAAAAAACUAAUAACGACACAAAUUGAAAGCAAGGAAAUCACCACACAUGAAACAAUAACAGAAAAACAUACCGGGGAGAAAACUGAUUUAAUAAAAUCUGACUCAAUAGAAUCAAUAAUAUCCGAUAAAAGUGAAAAAGAUACUGAAAAACCUACUAGUGAGAAAACGAUUAUACCUAAAUCAGUUUCAAAAGAUUCUAUAAAAUCCGAUAAAAGUGAUAAAGAUAUACCUACUGUUCUAAAAGACUUAUCUAAAAUCGAUGAUAUAAUAACUGAAAAAACUGAUUCCAUCAUUAGUGACACUAAAGAUGAUACUAAAAAAUUAAUUACGACACAAAUUGACAGUAAGCAAACCAUCACAUAUGAAUCGAUAACAGAAAAACAUAUCGGGGAAAAAACUGAUGUAAUAAAAACUGAAAAAGAUUUAGAUAAACCAACGAUUGAUAAGACAAGCUUAACUAAAUCUGAUUCUUUGGAAUCUGUAAAAUCUGAUAAAAGCGAUAAAGAUUUAUCCACUGUUAUAAAGGAUGGAACAACAUUAGAUAAAAUAAUAACUGACAAACCUGACUCCAUCGUUAGUGAUACUAAAAAACUAAUAACGACACAAAUUGAAAGCAAGGAAACCACCACAGAUGAAACAAUAACAGAAAAACAUACCGGUGAGAAAACUGAUUUAAGAAAAUCUGACUCAAUAGAAUCAAUAAAAUCCGAUAAAAGUGAAAAAGAUACUGAAAAACCUACUAGUGAUAAAACGAUUAUACCUAAAUCAGUUUCAAAAGAAUCUAUAAAAUCCGAUAAAAUGACACUAAAGAUGAUACUAAAAAAUUAUUUACGACACAAAUUGACAGUAAGCAAACCAUCACACAUGAAUCGAUAA
Acyrthosiphon pisum (pea aphid) is the source of this 7257-nucleotide messenger RNA. RefSeq lists its product as uncharacterized. The transcript has 18 exons. Gene Ontology annotation, biological process: signal transduction. NCBI's taxonomy places the organism in Eukaryota, Metazoa, Arthropoda, Insecta, Hemiptera, Aphididae. Bases 1 to 7257 code for a protein of 2418 amino acids. Gene Ontology annotation, molecular function: protein binding. The record is from RefSeq and is a predicted model, not a curated record.